This is a messenger RNA of Portunus trituberculatus (swimming crab), 5813 nucleotides long. RefSeq names its product gamma-aminobutyric acid receptor subunit alpha-6-like. The transcript is spliced from 9 exons. NCBI's taxonomy places the organism in Eukaryota, Metazoa, Arthropoda, Malacostraca, Decapoda, Portunidae. Gene Ontology annotation, cellular component: synapse; neuron projection; membrane. Gene Ontology annotation, biological process: chemical synaptic transmission; nervous system process; monoatomic ion transmembrane transport. The record is from RefSeq and is a predicted model, not a curated record. Gene Ontology annotation, molecular function: extracellular ligand-gated monoatomic ion channel activity; neurotransmitter receptor activity; transmembrane signaling receptor activity. The coding region runs from base 712 to 2730 and encodes 672 amino acids.
CUCAGUGCUGGCCGCGUCGCCCCCUCGUCGACAACUCCACGUCGUUGCGCCGCUCACCAGUCUGGCGCUCUCCGGGCUCCGGCCGUCCCGCCGUCCCGAGCAUGACCUGGGAUGACCUCGCUCCAACCCGGGCCAGGAGAGGUCACCAGCCGAUCGGAGCCGCGUGCCCAAGCACCGGGCAGUGUUGGGUUGCUCCGUCGCGGCCCUGCCCGGUGACCUAAGUUACCGUUGUUGUGUUACUACUACUACUUCUACUUCUACUACUACUACUACUACUACUACUACUACUACUUCUACUACUGUUGUUGUUCCUGCUACUACUCCUGCUCCUGCUGCUGGUUCUGCUGCCUCCUGCCCCGUCAUGUGACGUCAGCAGGCCCAUACUGCUCUGUUGGAACUGUUACUUUGGUACUUGACUUGUGACGCCGACCUGUUGAUGCUCGUUCCUCUGGCGUGACCUCCUCGUAGGCCAUGAUGACCUGCGCCACGGUGACGUGACCCGCGGGAUGGUGGGCAGCAGGUGGCGGGGGCGGGGCAGGCGGCAGCAUCCUGAGCUAAGCCUCGGGGGUCUCUGCGGCGCCCUCAGGUCGCCCCUUCCGUGCCGGCUGCCUUGGGUAGCCCUCCGCCUGCUGUAGCGCCCCAGGGCGACUCUCGGGCGAGUGACCCAUGUUGUAUACUGUCCCCGCUCAGCCGUAGGGCGUCAGUACUAGCAUGGUGGGGAAUGAGCGAGGAAUGUGGUGGUGGUGGUGGUGGCGAUGGUGGUGUGUGGUGGUGGUGCUCUCCGCCGUCCUGGGACGCUCUCAAGCCUACAGCAGCACUUACUCCGCCUCGGGCUUCAGCAAGAACGUCACCAACCUGCUGGACAGCCUGCUCGCCAACUACGACAGACGGAUUCGCCCGGGCCACGGAGGUCCGCCCACAACAAUAAUGGUCAACAUGAACGUGAGAUCAAUGGGUCCCUUCUCCGAGAAACAAGAGUCAUACUCUAUGCAACUGUACCUGCGUCAAGUGUGGUUCGACCCUCGCCUUCGGUUCAACAAAACGGACCUCGGCGAGACGGAGUUCUCUAUGAAUUGGAUGUUUGCCGCCAAACUGUGGAAGCCCGACACCUUCUUCAUCAACGGCAAGAAUUCCUACGCCCACAAGAUCACAGCGCCCAACACCUUCAUCCGCCUGCAGCACGACGGCCAGAUCACGUGGUCCCUCAGGCUCACCGUCCGCGCCACUUGCAAGAUGCACCUGCGCAAGUUUCCGCUGGACACCCAACUGUGCCCGCUCAGCCUCGCCUCGUACGGGUACAACUCUCAGGACAUGGUGUACAAGUGGGCGCCCUCCACUGUCACGGUCGACCCAGACGUGAGCAUCGCCCAGUACGAACUCUUCAAUAUCUCCACUGGCAAGGACAAGAUCGUGGUGCAGCGGAAAGAAAACAGACGCCCAGAAGAGAUCUCAAUCUUGAGCGUCAAGUUUCACCUCAAGCGCCUGACGGGGUUCUUCUUGCUGCAAGUGUACGUGCCCUGCAUCCUCAUCGUGUGCUGCUCUUGGGUGGCCUUCUGGAUCACCAAGAAAGACGUGCCUGGCAGAGUAUGUCUAGGUAUCACCACCAUCCUAACUCUAACCAAGAUGGGGUUUGUUGAUCGCACGUCAUUGCCCAAACUCGCAUACCCGGUGGGCAUGGACUACUUCGUGAUCCUCUGUUUCACAUACGCCUUCGCCGCCCUCUUCGAGUUCGCCAUGAUAAACUACCUGGAGCGGAGGGCCACGAGGCACCAGCGGCAGAUGGUGCGGGCCAAGAAAGGCAUAGAGGACCGUGCUAAAGCCGGGAGUGCUGAUGACGAGUUGACACUGGCGGCGGAGAAGGACGCCACGAUGAUGGUGACGACGACGGUGCGGGAGGAUGGCGCCGUGGACAUCGGCGCCUCGCUCAGAGACACCCUACGCGUGCCGCUUUCCGUCGUGCCCUUGAGUGUUCGGCCCAUCGAGGAAGACGAGGUGGCAGAAGCGGGGACUCCAGACACCGAGACCACGCUGAAGGAGGCGCUGAAGCUGCCUCUGGCACUGGUGCCCGAGACCCUCACCGCCAUGAAGGAGAGGGAGGAGGAGCUGGCGGCCAAGAAGGAGGAGCUGUCUGCCAAGAAGGAGCAGGAGGCGAGCAAGAAGGAGGAGGUGGUGAGGUUAAGGAGUGCCGCCGCGUCCCCGGUGCGGCAGGAGGGGGAGGAAGACAGCGGCAGUGGCGGGAUGGACGCCAGUGUGGUGAGCGGAGAGAUAGACCCAAUGCUGGGCAGUGUCAGGGCGGGGCUUCCUCUCUCUGGGAGCGACAGUGGUAGUGUAACCAGCAAAGGCAGCCUCUUUAAGUUUAAGAAAGAUUCCAAACUGAAGAAAGACAAGUCACAGGACAGUGAGAGUGACUUGACAGUGAUCAAAGUAGAGAUACAGUCAGAGGACGAGGACACCACCGCGCUGCCGCCACCCCCACCACCUUACACUAUCUGGCAAAUUCUUAUGCGCAAGAAAAAACUCAUAUCCGAAAUGUCACUCACUAACAACAUCCCCACGGAGGAAGACAUCCUGGAGCGCUUCUCCAUCAUUGACCUGUACGCGCGCCGCCUCUUUCCCACCUCUUUCUUCAUCCUGUUCACCAUCUACUGGGUCCUCUUCAACUACUACAUCACAGACGAGUUCCCGCACGAGGAUGUGCCCACCGAGAGCCUCGAUAAGGGCAGCAAUUAACCGUGAGUCGUGAGGGCGUGACGACCCUCGCGACAGUUACCAAUGAGGCGCGUAGGCGUGGCUUUCCUCUCGGUCAUGUUCGCUUACCGGGGAAGACAUCCCGCCCGGAGCUGUCAGACCGUCGGGGCUUGGCGGCCCCCGGACUACGGCGCGAGAGCGGAGUGGACAGUGCGGGUGAGUGCAGACCUUACGUCGGGAGCCGAACGGUCCAUAAGAUACAAUAUAAUGGCGUUUCCUUGGGCACAGUGACCUAGAGAAGUGACGCCAGCCAUCCAGUCACAGCAGGGAUCCUGUUUCACAUUCACCAUCUGCCUGUGGUCACUCACUCUCGUCCCUCUCACCUUCCUUCCCUCUAGAUGCUGCACUCACCGUCGACAACACCAUAGUUACUCAUUAUACUUCAGAUGUAGCUAUAACAGUAUAUAAUCCACAUAUAUAUGUAACCAGUGGUAUAUACUCGUAUACAUAUAUACAUACAUACAUAAAUGUGACGACCCAAGACAUCCAUCAUCAGUCAGUAAACUUUCACACCCACCACACUCCCAUGUUAGACGCGUAGGAGCAUAGAUCACGUGACAUCAUCCUCAUCAUUGCUGCACAAGUAUAUUGCAAGCUCAGCUGAGUUUUGCAAUAUAAGUUAUUCCAUUCAGAAAAGGAAACAACGGAAUUCUGUGUACAGAAUGCGACACCGAGGACCAAACCUUCGCUCACCCGUCAAGGACAAAAUCUUCAACAUCACCACACCAGUCUCGGAUCAGAUCACUCACCUAUGGGCUUUCCUGAACCGAUGGCGGGCUUUUCAAAGCUGCCGACACACACACUCACCUCCCGCGUCGGGGACGACCGAUCCGAGGGGGCCUAAGCAGGUGGCUCCUUCACGAGGCAGUUGUUGGCUUCGCUGCAUUGCGACCACUGGUUCAUGGGUUUAGGGGGCGGCGCACCAAGCUUUCUUAGCAUCUUCAGGAAGGUCUCGGUUUCUUAGAUGUGGGUUUUGAUUACUUUUUUGUAAAACACCUCAAAGGAUUAGAGAAAACACGUCACGAUCAUCAUAUAUAUAUAUAUAUAUAUAUAUAUAUAUAUAUAUAUAUAUAUAUAUAUAUAUAUAUAUAUAUAUAUAUAUAUAUAUAUAUAUAUAUAUAUAUAUAUAUAUAUACAAAACAUGAUUAAUAAUGACAAGCGUCCACUUCUGAGCCAAGGCCUCCCUAAUCUCUUCCUCUUCGGUGAGUGACAGCACCGCGUCAGUCUCUGCCACUUCUUCCUUCACACUCUACAGUCUCACGUCUCUACCUCCCGCCUGGUCUCCUACUCUCCUCCUCUCACCUCUGGGACGCAGUCAGUCAGACUAACGCCCCGAUGCUCCUGCAGUCACGUGUCCAGCCCACCUCCAUGUUUGCUCAUUUCUUGGUGGGACGUCGUGGAGGCCUUCACCGCGGUGGCGGCGGGCCUGGUGGUGGUGGUGGGCGCGGCCCCGUGGCCCUGCCCUUCGCUCCGUCUCACCAUCGGUUCCCUUCAUCUCCAUCUGAAUUAUGAAGAAAUUAAAACCAGAAGCUGAACAUAGUACAUAGUAUACAUACGUGUAAAUAAAUAACAUUUAUGUUAAGAAUCAUUGUCUCAUAGAAAACGGAGCCUUCUAUAUGAGUACUUUAUGUGUAAGGAACUUGUUAACAAGUAUGAUGAUUCGUAGCCAUUAAGUCAUUAAGUCACGCCGAAACCUCAUCUUGUCAGUCAUGUCUUUCGGGGUUAGGAGCGAAACUGACCGAUCAUGUUGGGAUACGAACCCUGUGCCGAGACUGAGCCCCUCGCUGCAGGGUUCAAGGCCACAAACCCAAACAGUUGAUGCAUUUUUUUACCAAAACCUUCAGGGGGGAGGGGAAGUGUUUUAUAACAUUUUGUUCUUAUCCCUGAUCACCCCAUUCUGUUUUUGUCUUUGUUUCGGUCUCUAAAAAUGUCUGGUUGGAAUUUCCUUCUCCAUUUCUUUACAAAAAGCAGUAAUGCAAGAUACAGUAGGUCACCUGCAAACUAUUUUUCGUUCGCCAAUGAUUAAGCGUAAGCAAACGUUUGUGACUGAGGAGGGCUGAGCCUCUCCACUAGGACUGUGACAGUCUUCUGGCGGCGCACGGUGUCUUCCACUCGAGCACCACGCGAUGCCAAACACUGAGUCCAUGAGAAUGCAAAGUGAUAUUUCCUCCACGCUCCUCUGAUUAGAUAUGGAAAUUUAUCUACAGUUACUGAAAAAAAGAGCUUGCAAUUUUACUUUCCUUGCCACGUUCCUCGUCUGACAGAUCAUUCAGUACUCAGUUGAUCAGAAUUGAUACAACUACCAUGCUUCUCUCAUUAACAUCUCAGAACAAUAACAAUUGGCUUUAACAGACAUUUGUCCAACCCUUCAAUGAUUUACCAGUGAAAAACGAUUCGUGUCCUGAUGGAAGAUUUCACUGGUGUCAGUCACGCUGGUGGUGGUCCUGUCACGCCAUGCCAGCCACCUCAUGACCCUGGAACAAAGAAAAACUGUUACGGCGAAGCUCAAUAACUCUCUGUUUCUCUGUCUCUCUCUUGCUUGAUCUAGUUUUCUAAAUGAGUUGGUUCCUAGUUUCUGGAGAUAAUUAGUGUAAGAGAAACUUUAAGACUUUCAAAUGACAAAAGUUUCCUCUCGUUUCUCAUUGUUAUAAAUAUAGGAUGUUGUUGUUUCGUUCGUUUGUUUGUUUGUUUGUUUGUUUGUUUGUUUAAUUGUUUGAGCAGUACAUCCCUGCAUCCACGUCAGUCACUAAGUUAUUAAUGCAUCACCAUUCGUACAGUGCAUACCGUUACCCUCACUUUUCAGUUGGUCACCUGAUCACAGACGCAACUUUUCCAUUGAUUCUAGUGUAGAUCUCAUCAUAGUUUUUUUUUUUUUUAUCAUUUGUACUUCAAAAAAAUUGUAGAAACCCCUCAAUUAUGUUGCUCAAUCAUCCAUCACCUGUUUUGCUCUACUCGUCCUCAUCCUUUUGUCCACCAUCCUUAUGCCACACACACACACACACACACACACUCUCUCUCUCUCUCUCUCUCUCUCUCUCUCUCUCUCUCUCUCUCUCUCUCUCUCU